Molecule: messenger RNA, 2813 nt
Organism: Cyprinodon tularosa
Lineage: Eukaryota; Metazoa; Chordata; Actinopteri; Cyprinodontiformes; Cyprinodontidae
Gene: fam234b
Product: family with sequence similarity 234 member B
Exons: 12
Coding region: 115-2187 (690 amino acids)
Source: RefSeq, a predicted model, not a curated record
AUGAAAACUCAAAUUCCCAGAAUGCAAUCGGGUAGAGAUGGAUAAUCGCGUCGGUUCCAUCAGUGGUCGGUGCCGUUUGUCAGUUUCAUUGCAGUCUCACAGCGACGAGAAGUAAUGGCUGCAGCUCUUUCCCGUGCCCUGAAGCUGCCCGGGAAGAAGGGCUCUGACCUCGGGGAGUACGACCCUCUCACCCAAGCAGACAGCGACGAUGAGAGCGAAGAGGACGACCUCGUGCUCAACUACCCCAGAAACGGUCUGGGCAGAGACAGCUGCCUGGGCUCGGGGUCAUCGAAGCUGCGCGGGGGGAGACCUGGGCGACACGUUGGCGCCACUGAUGAGGUGCAGGAUGAGGAGGAAGAGGAGGAAGACGAGUGGACGGACCAACUGGCCAGCAAGUCCAGAAAGGGCAGAGACAACCUGAAGGGCGGCCAGUACUGGAGCCACGGGGACUCAGCAAUCAGGGAGGACAGAGGAGGAGCUGGGACGUCUGGGGCUGCUGGGCUGGGGGCUCACAGCUCUGAGGCAGAGGAGAAGAGGAGGAGGGUGAAAAAUGCAAUCCGUAGUGCAUUUUUCCUGGUGCCGCUCGCUUGUUCCACUUUGAUUUUGCUGCUGUGUGCGUUUCUGCUUCCCUGCCAGAAGGCAGAGCUGGAAAAAAAGCUGCAGUGGGAAAGAGCGCUGGGAGAUGCAGGAGGUGUCACUCCACCCGCCCUAGCUUUAUGGGAUGUUGAUGGUGAUUCAGUGGAGGAUGUGCUUCUCGGUGUUACUGAAUGGAUCAAUGGCACACAUGCAACACAAAGGAGCAAAGUUUACAGCGCGGUGGCGGUCUGCGCCGUCAGCGGUCGGGUGCUGUGGAGGAAAGUCAUGAAUGAGUCUGUGAUGUACAUCCAGUGCGGACUGCAGCGCGGCACGCAGCCGUCACCCGUUUGCCUCAUUAUCGGAAAAUCUGUCCUCAUGGCGGUGAACGGCACCACAGGGAAGAAGCUGUGGUCGGUUGUCCUUAGGAACAUUGAAUCCCAGGCAGUGUUACUCCCUGACAUCCAGGACGACUCAGUCCCAGACCUCCUUGUAGCGACGCUGCCUGCCAAUGAGACUUUGGAUUUGUCUCUGACUUUGAUCUCUGGACUGACGGGAAAGAGAAUUGGACAUCCUGUCCCCUUCAGCCUGACAGGACAAGGAAAGCUGAUCGGUCCUUUGCUGCAUGAGACGCAGCUUGGAGCUUUUUACAUCCUGUUUGGACUCGGUAACGUCCAGGCCAUCUCCUUACAAGACAUCUGUCUUCGUGCUUUGGGCAAACUUCCCAAAACUCGUGCUGUUAGGAGGAAGGAUGAGAGCUGGGAGAACCUGAAGAAAACCAAUUUGACCUCUUUUAUUCGCAUCUACCGAGGUUCGGAGCGUGUGGAAUUCCUACUCCCUCUAGUGGCUGGUUUUGGAAACAACCGCUACAGCCUGGACCCAGCAUCCAACCUGAACCGGAGCAGAAGCGACUGGGUGUUGGUUUACGGAGCCAGCAUCCUGUCCGUGCUCAGACAGCGUGACUUGCACAAAGAGUGGACGUUCAGCUCAGCUCCGAUUCACAGUCAACCAGCUUUGGGUCAUUUUAACAACGAUGGAGUUCUGGACAUUUUUUUUCAGCAUUCAGCUAACGGCACCAUGACCGCGCUAAUUAUUAGCGGGUCAAGCGGCAGCCUCCUCUGGAAGGCCGACUUUGUGUGUCCCCGUCUGGUUUUGGAACCAUCCGCCAUAUCAACCUCAUCGGGCCUAUCGGCUUUCCUGUUCUGGGCCAGCGAGCCGAUCAGAACACAAGGAAACGUUGCCAAGACAACGAUGGCGCCGGGCGUCGCCACGGCGGCACCGCUCAUCAGAAAGCUCUUCCUGAUGCAUCCUGCUCAUCCCACAGUUCUGCUGCAGCUCAGCAGCACAACCGACACAGCAGUCACAUCCGCAGUGAGUUACCUGGAACAUCUGAAAGACGCCACCUACAUCACCGUCUCCUCACGGCCUAUGACCGACUCGGAGCCCAGCACCCGGAUAGUGGAGAGCACCAGCCUCAGAGUGGCCAUCAGGAGAGGACAAACGGUCCUGCUGGAGGGAGACGAGAAACCCGGUGGAGCCGCUAAACUCAGCACGACGGAGGCAAACUCGUUCUUCAGGCGUCUCUCCUUCAAACGUCAGGAAAUGUUGCCAUAAGAGGAUUUUUAGUUGAUAUUUCUUUUAGACGCCGAGUAUUAAAUAAGCAUGUUUUGUUUAGCAAUGAGCACGAGCCUCCAUCAUGCCACAGAACUGGGACGGCCUGGGUGAAAGGGACAACAGUUCUGAACAUGUCUGCACUCAAGGGUCACCAUCCAUCUAAGGCUGUUUACACCAAUUAGAAGUUUUUAAUUUCAGUGAAAUCAUUUUGUGAAAAAAAUGGUCUCAUGUUAAUUUAUGUUUUUAUUGUUAUCAAAAGUCUUAAUUAACUUAUUUUCCUUUUUUUAUAUAUUUAUUUAUCUAAGCCAGAGUUAGUUAAUUCUGCAGCCGAAACACAAUUUUAAUUGCUGCUAAGACAUUUACACUCAUUGACAUUCUAUAUAUAAGAUCUGUGUGUUCAUGUCUCCCGAUAACCUGUUUUCAUAAGCUGUUCUCAUCUGCCUUCUCCUCAACACUAAGUUAUACUAGAAUGAGUCUGUGAAUAUUUAAUAAUGUAAAGGAUUUAUUUUCUGUGAUGUUUUUGGAUCAGUUUUUUUAAGGAUUGUGAGAUUGAGUAAUGUUUUAUUACAUGCUGGAAUAAGCUGGGAUUUUACACGAUGCAACUGGAAGUAAAGUGCUGCCUGUAC